This is a messenger RNA of Aspergillus oryzae RIB40, 768 nucleotides long. RefSeq names its product beta-xylosidase. The transcript has a single exon. Gene Ontology annotation, biological process: carbohydrate metabolic process. Gene Ontology annotation, molecular function: hydrolase activity, hydrolyzing O-glycosyl compounds. The coding region runs from base 1 to 768 and encodes 255 amino acids. The record is from RefSeq and is a predicted model, not a curated record. NCBI's taxonomy places the organism in Eukaryota, Fungi, Ascomycota, Eurotiomycetes, Eurotiales, Aspergillaceae.
AUGACCCCCCUACCCAAAGUAUCCACCCUCCUAGCCCUCAUCCUCCCCAUAACCGCAAUCAAAAACCCAAUCCUCCCAGGCUGGAACCCCGACCCCUCCAUCCUGCACCUCAACAACGAAUACUACCUCACAACCUCCUCCUUCGAAUAUUUCCCUGGUCUCCCAAUCUACAAAUCCACAGACCUAACCAACUGGACCCUCCACUCCCAUGCCCUAACAAGACCAUCCCAAUUAGCCCUCUACGGAACUCCAACCGGCGGCGGUAAGACUACACCACAUCCCUCCCCAACACAUAAUACUAACCCAGAUCCCAAAAACAAAGGAACAUGGGCCCCAACCCUCUCCUACAUAAACAACACCUUCUACAUAGCCACCAUGACCCGGUGGACCUACGACCCAGUCGCAAAAGUCUGGCCCCGGAUAACCUGGAUCUCAUCCCCCGAUUUAGAAACCUGGAGUGACCCCAUCUGGGCCGAGCCAUGGGGCAUCGACCCGUCUCUUUUCCAGGACCCUGUUUCCGGUGACGUCUAUUUGAACCUCAUGGCGCCGGAUAGCAAGGAAACUGGGAUCUGGGGCAUUUAUCAAUGUCAGGUGGACCUUGGAACUGGGAAAUGUAUAGAUGAGUAUCGGUCCCUGUGGAACGGGACGAUGUUACAUGAUGUCAGUGCUAGACCGGAGGGUCCGAAGAUGUUUGUGAGGGGGGAGUGGUAUUAUCUGCUUAUUGCUGAGGGUAUUCUUCCUUUCCCUAUUUCUUUGAAAUAUGUUUAG